ACUACGCCCUUCAAAACAAACACAAUACGGAAGAAGGAAGUUAUGCACCUGUUGCUGCUGUCUCUUUGUCUACCUUUCAACGAGUUUCUACCUGUGAGAAUUAGUGGCUACAUAUAAUUGUUGUUGUGAGCAUGGCAGAUGUUAAGGAGGAAGCAGUGCCAGGUGAGGAGCAGCAAAAGCAGCUCGACUCCACUUCUGAUGGACCGGAGGACACACAGCCUGCUGUCCGCUCAGAGGACACAGAGGAGCGGCCACCGGAGGUCGGAGUGACCCCCUCCACCCCCCAGCAUGGAGCCAGCUCUGUGGUGUCACCUUUGAACCAGUUUAGGAUGAAGAGGUUCUUCGUGCUGAGGCCUGGCACUCUGAAUCAGGCCAUCAAAGACGUUGAAGCUCUGGUGGAUAAAGAGUUGGAUGGCGGCGUUCGCAGCAUUUGGCUGAUGGCAGAGGUAGACCACUGGAACAAUGAAAAGGAGCGUCUCGUCCUCAUCACAAACGGCUCUCUCCUGGUCUGCAAGUACGACUUUGUCAUGUUCAACUGUGAGCAGAUCCAGAGAAUCCCUCUGAACUUUGUGGACCGCAUCUCCCACGGCACCUUCAGCUUCCCGAAACACUCCAUUCUUCAGAGAGAGGGGGACGGGGUGCGGGUCUUCUGGGACCGACUGAGAGAGCCCUCCUUCACCUCCAGGUGGAACCCCUUCACCACAGACUUCCCCUUCAUCACCUUCACCUAUCACCCUGUGAGGAACAUCAGUGACACAUUUACUGAUCUCUGUGAUAUCCAGAAGUUUCGGGAGCAGCUCAGAGACGCAGCGCAGGAAGUCCACGCCGUGAAGCCCGUUCCGGGGAAAGCUAACGGUGUCCUGGUUCUGAAUCAGAACAUCCUCAUCGACGCUUACGUCGGCGUCAUGUCUUUCCUCGGGAACCAGAACAAGCUGGGAUACUGCAUGGCUCGGGGAAACAUUGGCUUCUAGCUCCUGUGCAUUUUUUAUCCGAGUUUUGUUGCGUCUUGAAUUCAUGUUCGUUUGUUUACAGAGUUUAUUCAGAUUCUACAAGGAUUGACCAAAAGAAUUCUCCUGAUUUAGGUUUGUGUCACAUGGCAGCCUGGAUUCUCGAGGGUGUUCUGUGUGAGCUUUAAACAAGCGUGUGAUCUCCCUCGCUGCUUAUUACCAGUGUGUGGUGUCUGAGCACUCAGAAAUAUCCACAUUUCAACACCGCUCUUCACUGGAUGACGGAUCCCCCGCUGCUCUCAAGGAGCUUUGUAUUUGCUCCUCAGUGAUAUGGUAAUUCAACUCUUUCGCAAUGGGACUCCUUUCUUCCUCCCCCGUUCCUCUGUUAAAAGCUCAUUCCCAUGCCGUUCAGCCCCUUAGAGAUUCACUGGAGCAUGGGGGCACAUUUGUCAGUUUAGUUUUAUCAUUGCUCGUGUAUUUUUACAGUGCUUACAGUGUUGGAAUUUCCCCUGGAUUUGUGUGUUUACUGCGUGUCACUCUGCUUUGGUAUCAUCUGUUUGUCUUGUGAGGCUGUCACACACGAGAAACUAAACCCUCACAUAUUUGCUUCUCUUUUUUUUUCCUUUUUAGCUGCAUGAAAUAUGCAGAUUAUUCAUGCAGAUUCCUAUGCACUGUUUCUCCUUUUGUGCGCUUUCUCCCUCAGUUUUAAUCCUCUGACUUGAUAAAAAAAUAUGAAGCAGAAGUGCAGUUACUGAAAGAUGAAUCAAGGGGUCAAGAUUUAAUCUGAACCAUAGCAAGGGUCAGGACGGUUAUUUUUUUAAACGUUAAUGACUAAAGUGGGGGAAAAAAAUGUAAAGGAAGAAUGUGCAAGUUUUUGAUCCAGUAGCUGAUGCUUGAGCGCCAGCAUUCAAACAAAACACACUGCUGUUUGGCUGCACCUCCGCCAUACUGAUUCCCUCCGCUUCUCGGCACACCUCCAACCGCUCUUCGCUUACGGUCACACCGAGGAGUUAUCAAAUGGAACACACCAUAAUUAAGCACCAUUAAGCUCAAGUGGCAGACAAAAUUGUCCUUGGCUCGAGCUGCAAUUUCCUUUGGCCUGCAUUUGUUGUGUUAGCAGGCUAAUGUUAGCACGUUUAGUUAGCUUGUAGCUUCCCUCAGAAUGGCCGAGAUCUAAAAGCGCUUACGUGACAUCUUGAAUAAGCAGUGAGUAUCUUCUUCUUCUCUCUAGUUCUUGACUAAAACAGCUUUUACACACAAGGGGAGGAGUCAGCCGUUCUGUCCAUGUAAACACAGCACCAAUAACAACACAGCCGGCUUCUCACUCUUCAAAGAUUCUUACCUGACAGAAAACAUCCUCUGUAUUGAAGGCCCAGCUCAGACUGUCCUCCUAUACCCUGCACCUCAACAACUUGUAAAUACCGGCUGAGGCAAUGAAGAGCACAGUCAUUUUGACUGAAACUUUAACUGAGGAUGCUCCACUUGUUUUUAGCUAGCAGCUACAUCCAGUUGCCUUCCACAUGGAGCUACAAUCACAUUACUCUGCCCUCACACGCACGCACUAAACUCCAGAAAGUGUCUCCAAAAUUUUAAGAUGAUUUCAUAAAUACAUUUUCACCCCCACUUUACCCACUUUAACCUGCCAGCUCCCCAGUUAUAUUUCCACAAGAAGCUGUAGAGAGAACAAUGUGUGAACGCAGCAUAGAGCUGGACGCUGUUAUUUUGUCCUUUGUUCUGUAAAUGUUGUAAACACUAAUCACUUCCUCUGUAUUUUUUUACUUCAUGACUUGCUACCUGAAACAUUUGUCAGAUAUGUUCUAUAAUUUGUCAGAUAUGAAUGUGUGAACGGGACUUUAUUCGACCUUCUUCUAGCUUCAAUUCUAACAAGAUCUUCUCACGUUCAGCUGCAGUUAUAAUAUGUACUGAUCUGCACAACCCUGUUUGACCUUAUAAUGCCUUUUAUAAUAAUAAUUUUUAUUUAUGUAAGACCUUUAAAACAGAUGUUUACAAAGUGCUCUGACACAAAGCAAAGGCAGGAACUCAGGAAUAUAACAUAUUAAACAUCAAUAGUCAGGCCGGACAGAGACAAGUCUACAAAACUCAAACAAAAGUGAAUACAUGAUGUGAAAGCAAGAGAUCUAAAAGAAUAAAUGCAUAUGGAUAAAAAAAAUAUAUAGAUAACAGUUCUGAAAAGGUCGAUAUCAAGUAAAGGAAAUACAAUUAAAAGAGUGAAUAAAAGAAUAAAAGCAUUAAAAUGACACCUGGAAUAAUGGUUAUAAUUAGAUUAAAGAUAACAAAAGAGGAUUAAAAGAAGAAGAGAAGACGGCAAAAGCAAGGUCACCUUAAGUCUUGAGCCUCGUCCUUAGAACGACCAGAAGGGCCCCACCCCGAGGAUCUAAUGGGGGCGCAGGCGGAUACAAAUCCGGGCCUCUGGCUUGAGGACUAUAGCGUCUGCACAUGGAGCGCUUGCACUAACCACUAAGCUACCAGCACCCCAAAUCCAUUUUUUAAGGAUUCAUAACUAUAAUGUUGUUAUUGUUAGUGUAACUUUUAACCAAAGAAUGCAACAUUGAGGUGGAAGGAGGAAAAAACGAACAUAUGGAAAAUUAAAAAAGUAACAGUUGGUGUCAUGCAGUAACCGUC
Molecule: messenger RNA, 3590 nt
Organism: Labrus bergylta (ballan wrasse)
Lineage: Eukaryota; Metazoa; Chordata; Actinopteri; Labriformes; Labridae
Gene: tprg1
Product: tumor protein p63 regulated 1
Cellular component (GO): cytoplasm
Source: RefSeq, a predicted model, not a curated record